Molecule: messenger RNA, 1366 nt
Organism: Babesia bovis T2Bo
Lineage: Eukaryota; Apicomplexa; Aconoidasida; Piroplasmida; Babesiidae
Product: DNA repair protein rhp51
Exons: 3
Coding region: 51-1091 (346 amino acids)
Biological process (GO): mitotic recombination; chromosome organization involved in meiotic cell cycle; DNA recombinase assembly
Cellular component (GO): condensed nuclear chromosome
Molecular function (GO): ATP binding; ATP-dependent DNA damage sensor activity; DNA strand exchange activity
Source: RefSeq, a predicted model, not a curated record
GUCUACACACACCAUUAAUAAAACAAAACAAAUCGCUAAUUACACUAAGAAUGUCUUGCCAAGAGCUGCAGAGAGUUGAAAAUUCAAUAGUCGUGCCGUAUACGGAUACCUAUGCCUCGGGACUACAGGUUGUGGAAUGUCUACUCAGUAAAGGAUUCCUUCAACGCGAUAUCGAUGUACUAAAAGCUGCCGGAUAUGUGACCCUGGAUAGUAUAGCCCAGGUCGCUUCCAAGACACUAUUGGAGGUCAAGGGACUGAGUGAGCAGAAAGUAGCAAAGAUCAAAGAAAUUGUUAAAGAACUAUGCCCACCAGAUAUAUGUACAGCGGCUGAAUAUCUUGAAUGUAGACUCAAUCUAAUCAAGUUUACCACGGGUUCUACAGCACUUGACGCUUUGUUGCAAGGCGGUAUUGAAUCUGGCAGCAUUACCGAAAUUAUAGGUGACUUUAGCACCGGCAAAACUCAACUAUGUCACACUCUAGCAAUUACAUCCCAACUGCCUAUUGAGCAGAAUGGCGGAGAAGGGAAAUGUCUAUGGAUAGAUACCCAAAAUUCGUUUAGACCUGAAAGACUAGGCCCGAUUGCAAAUCGUUUUGGGCUAUCACACGCGGAAUGCGUGGCGAAUAUCGUAUACGUUAAGGUGUCCAAUACUGAGCAACAAUUUGAUAUGCUUGUUGAGGCAGCCCAUUACAUGGCGCAAUCAAGGUUUGCCAUGUUAAUCGUAGACAGUGCAACUGCACUAUAUAGGACAGACUACACAGGACGUGGUGAGCUAGCAGCCAGGCAGAUGAGCCUUGGCAAGUAUUUCAGAGCUCUGAAGCGCCUAGCAGAUAUUUACGGUGUCGCAGUAGUUGUGACUAACCAGGUAAUGGCAAGAGUCGAUAAUAUGUCCUCCUUUAUGGGUGGGAAUGACAAGGUCCCAGUGGGUGGCCAUGUAGUUGCUCAGAACACUCAAACCAGACUGUUCUUGAGAAAAGCGAGAGGUAACAGCAGAGUGUGCAAAGUCUAUAAUUCACCAUCACUACCGGAAGGUGAAGCUGUUUUUGCAAUCGCAGAAGGAGGUAUAGUGGAUUAUGACGAUAGCUCUGUAUGACCAGAAAGUACCAUUAUUGGUUUUGUCUGUGAGAUCAAUCAUCCAGGUUUGAUGAUGAGAGCAUUUUUGAACCUUGAUAAUUGUUAACAAGGGAUUUAGGCCACACUCCGAUGUUAAUUUUAUACGGCACGAUUUUUAAUGGGCACGUUUCCGUGAACAUUUAAAUAGUACGAGGCACGGGGAACACUUAACUGUCCACCUAUGCACAAUGCAAUCGGUCAUAUAACCACAAUUACUAAUUAUCUAUAGUCAUUAUACGUAGCGAUACAUUAAAU